AUGCGUGUCCUUGGUUUCUUAACCCUGUCGAUGCUCCUCCCCUCUUUCAUUUUCUUCAAACCGAGAAUGCCUCCGCGAAAAGGCGGUCCAAUUGUGGAAUGGGGAGCUUUCAAGGAUCCGUCGUAUCUGCUCUUCAGCAUCGGGAUGUUUUUCGCCUUCUGGGGGCUGUAUGUCGCUUUUUUCUAUAUCGGCAGCUUUGCCAGGGAGAUUAUCGGUGUCGAUCAAGCUAUCUCCAUCAGUCUUUUGUUAAUCAUGAAUGGUGCCGGCAUGCCAGCACGAAUUCUGCCCAAUAUUGUCGCAGACCGGUACACCGGCCCACUCAACCUCCUUAUCCCGGCUAUCCUGAUAUCUUCAAUCAUCCUCUUUUGCUGGAUAAGCGUCUCCCAAACCAGCAACCUGUACGCGUUUUCGGUGUUCUACGGCAUAUUUUCCGCCUGUGUGCAAUCAUUAUUCCCAGCCUCACUGACUUCGAUGACCGUGGAUUUGAGUAAGAUCGGGGUUCGGACCGGAAUGGUGUUGACCAUCGUUAGCUUUGCGGCUUUGACAGGCUCGCCUAUUGCAGGUUCAUUGGUACAGCGCGGCAAUGGAAGUUAUCUAUAUGCUCAGUGCUUCGCUGCUGCCAGCAUGGCUGCUGGUGGUAUCUUAGUCACCAUGGCCCGGAUUCGCAAAACUGGACCUACCUUGAAUGCGAGGAUGUGA
Aspergillus chevalieri is the source of this 699-nucleotide messenger RNA. RefSeq lists its product as uncharacterized. Bases 1 to 699 code for a protein of 232 amino acids. NCBI's taxonomy places the organism in Eukaryota, Fungi, Ascomycota, Eurotiomycetes, Eurotiales, Aspergillaceae. The record is from RefSeq and is a predicted model, not a curated record. The transcript has a single exon. Gene Ontology annotation, cellular component: fungal-type vacuole membrane.